AUGCCGAUGGUAACGCUGGUAUCAAUGCCGCUGAUGACAGACAAUGCCGCUGAUGACCAACGCGGCAAGCCACCCAGCCGCCGAUGUCGUGUGCAGCCAGCAAGCAGCAAGCAACGAUCCGGCCCAGCCAUUUCCAGCGGACGCCGCUCCGCGCCCCCCAAAAUGGCCACCACCAUCCGCCAUCUGCUACCCGUUCGCGACUCCAGCACCGUUCCCGGCAACCGAGGAUCCAAUGAGACCCAAAGGUCUCCCUUCGGUUGCCGGAAUGAUGGCAUACGGGGCGGAGGGCUCAGGCAGCUCGGCGAUCGACGUCCACGGCAUCUCGGCCCAGGGAAACCCGGCCUGCCCGAUGAAGAUGAACUCAGGAAGUCAUUAUCAGAAUUGGUGGAUGAUAAAUUUGGUGCCAGUGCAAAGAAAAUCACAAGGAUAGUUGAUGGCAGUAACCCUUUCCUGGAUGCUCCCCAGGCCCAGAAUGCUGUUACCUACAAGCAUGGCAUCCUCACUCGGAAAACUCAUGCUGACAUGGAUGGGAAGAGAAUGUCACAGGAUGAAUAUAAACCUGAUAAAGAUCUUUCUGAAGUAGAUCUAAAGAAUGCUAUUCGCAUUCAUCAUGCCUUAGCCACAAAAGCCUCGGAUUAUAGCAAAAAAUCCAAUGUGCUGAAACUGAAGACAGCAGACUGGAGAGUGUUUCUCUUCCAAGCUCCAAGUAAAGGGGAAAUGCUGUCAUGGAUCCUGAGAAUAAACUUGGUAGCUGCCAUUUUUUCUGCCCCUGCAUUUCCAGCUGCUAUUUGCUCCAUGAAAAAGUUCUGCCGGCCUCUUUUGCCAUCUUCAUCAACUAAACUCUGUCAGGAAGAACAGCUACUGUCCCAUGAGAAUAAAAUGAGGCAAAUUACAGAUGAAUUAACUGAACAUAAACUGCAUCCUGUAGUGAAAUGCCUGAAGUCAAAAGAGACUGAAGAAUAUCGUUUGAAGGAACAUUACUUAAUAUUUGAGAAAAACCGAUAUGAGACAUAUAUCAACCUCUUAUGUGCAAAGAUAAAAGCUGGAACAGAUGACCUGGAAAGAAUUGAAGCCAACCUCUUCACAAUGGAGACCCAGGAUAUUUCUUUGAGGAAGACUUGCUCCAGUCCUUCUAUAACCCAAGGGCAGUUGUCUGUUGAAAGCAGUAAGGCAGAAAAAGACACUCUAGAGCCAAAUACUUCACACACAGGGAGUCAAUAAGAGAGAGCUGGUUCUCCUUAUCUGCCAUCCAUGAGCACAAUAAUUUCUCAGAUAUAGAGUUACAUCAAUAGAAAGAAUUCAACGGUGUUUUAGUUUACACUAAUUCUAUUCUGGUGCUUAUGUUUUUGGAAUUAGGCCACCCAUUUCCCAUAGAUGGGCUGCAUAGGUCUUUGGCCCACUGCUUGUCUUUGUGAGUACUUGCAUUUUGCAAUGAACAACAUGUGUGAAACUAUGAUAGCAUGGGAACCCAACUGAAUUCAUUUCUUUGUUAAAAAAAAUUACAAGUGAAAUGGUGGUUCCACAGCCCUUGCAAUAGAUUUGCAAAGAAAAUAUUGAAACAGUGGGAAGAUUUUUAUUCAUUGCUGAUAAGAGGUUCUGGACUGGACAGGGUAUCUGUUGAAUCACAUUUCCACAUGAAUUGUAAAAACUAUAUUACUAUACCUUCCUACUGCCAAACACAGGUGUAGUUGGUUUCAGAUAUAUAAACUUGCAAUCUAACAUAGGCCAAAACAAUAGCAGGAAUAAAAUUCCUUUAAUAUACAGGGAACUCUUAGCAAGACUAAGUAAUGUUUUGAAAAGAUAAUAGUUUUUUUCCCUUUCUAUUUCUAAUAAAAUUCCAUUUGACUUUGCUGCAGUAAAAGCUGUUAUUGCUAUGCUCUCAGCCUCUGUAAAUAGCCAAUUCACAGCUCUUGUUCCUGUUCCUUCUGCUUCUUCUUCCUGGCCAUCCAAGCAUCUGAAAGAUAACCUGUGUGUGUGAUGACCGUAGAAAACUGAGUUGCAGUCACAGUUAGUUGUACAUAUUCCAUUUUGCUGUAAGCAUAAAUAUACUUGCAUAAUGGGAUGUUGUGCUUCUGUUCCUUUCUUACUGUGAUAAAAGUGGUUUUUAAGACCUCCAGCACUUUAUUUAUGGAUUGAUUCAUCAUCUUUUUUUCUAUACAUUUUUCACAGUAAAUCAAGUUCCAGUUUUAAAGGAUCUUGUAGCUGCUAAUUACAGUAAUUUACAGUUUAUAUUUUUGCAGCUUUUUAAAAUAAAGAUGAUAAAGAGAUUUCUUUGGAUUCUCACAGCUUUGGAGAAUUUAUAAAUGAUUGCGUUUCCAUAUUUCUUACCACCGAGGGAUACCAUCCUCUUUGUCACCAAAUUUUUAAUCAUAAUUUUUGUAUAGUUUGAUAAUUUUAUUUGAAAGAAUGCACUAAGAAUUAUGUACAAAUAAAUACUAAAACUGUUAAUAAAG
This is a messenger RNA of Ahaetulla prasina, 2453 nucleotides long. It is a transcript of the gene PSD2, whose product is annotated as pleckstrin and Sec7 domain containing 2. Lineage: Eukaryota; Metazoa; Chordata; Lepidosauria; Squamata; Colubridae. Bases 1 to 1221 code for a protein of 406 amino acids. The record is from RefSeq and is a predicted model, not a curated record. The transcript has 6 exons.